This is a messenger RNA of Patiria miniata (bat star), 2104 nucleotides long. RefSeq names its product 26S proteasome regulatory subunit 6A-B. The record is from RefSeq and is a predicted model, not a curated record. Gene Ontology annotation, cellular component: proteasome regulatory particle, base subcomplex. Gene Ontology annotation, molecular function: proteasome-activating activity; ATP binding; ATP hydrolysis activity. NCBI's taxonomy places the organism in Eukaryota, Metazoa, Echinodermata, Asteroidea, Valvatida, Asterinidae. Gene Ontology annotation, biological process: proteasome-mediated ubiquitin-dependent protein catabolic process. The coding region runs from base 221 to 1516 and encodes 431 amino acids. The transcript has 11 exons.
UCACGACAACAAAAUAACAUGUCUUUGUUCACAUCAUCACGCAUCAACCAUUAUAUUUUUAUCAUUGUUAGACUUGAUUCAAUGCCAUGUCCCCUCUGCUGCUAGAAUUAGCCUACUGCUGCAACUUGAUUACUAGUUUCUAAAACGCGUAUUCAGACUCGAAUAAAGUCUAUCUAUCCAACGACUGUUUUAUGUAUAGAUUUAGAAAACAUAGAACAAGAUGGCUGCCUCUGCGAAGUUGGAAGACAAGGCGAUUUGGGAAGAUGGAGAGGAGGCGCUGGGCGAAGAGGUGGUGCGUAUGUCAAACGAUGAAAUCAUCGGUCGGACGAGACUUCUUGACAAUGAAAUCAAGAUCAUGAAGAGCGAGAUCAUGCGGAUCCAGCACGAACUACAAGCACAGAAAGAGAAAAUCAAAGAGAACCAGGAGAAGAUCAAAGUGAACAAAACCCUGCCGUACCUGGUGUCGAAUGUGAUUGAGCUGCUGGACGUGGAGCCAGAGGACACCGGUGAAGCGGAGGGCGCCAACGUGGAUCUGGACUCGCAGCGGAAAGGCAAAUGUGCCGUCAUCAAGACGUCCACCCGACAGACGUACUUCCUCCCGGUGAUAGGCCUGGUUGAUCCUGAGCAGCUGCACCCCGGCGACUUGGUGGGCGUCAACAAGGAUUCCUACCUCAUACUGGAAACGCUGCCGCAAGAGUUUGAUUCCCGCGUUAAAGCCAUGGAAGUCGACGAGAGACCCACAGAGCAGUACAGCGACAUUGGAGGACUGGACAAACAGAUUCAAGAGUUGAUAGAGGCAGUCGUCCUACCGAUGACACACAAAGAACGGUUUGAGAACAUUGGUAUCCAGCCGCCAAAGGGUGUGCUACUCUAUGGACCGCCGGGUACCGGAAAGACACUCAUGGCCAGAGCAUGCGCUGCUCAAACGAAGUCAACAUUCCUGAAACUGGCUGGGCCCCAGCUGGUCCAGAUGUUCAUUGGCGACGGCGCCAAGCUGGUGCGAGACGCCUUCGCCCUGGCCAAGGAGAAACUGCCCGCCAUCAUCUUCAUCGACGAGCUGGACGCCAUCGGCACCAAGCGCUUCGACAGCGAGAAGGCCGGGGACCGCGAAGUCCAGCGCACCAUGCUGGAACUCCUGAACCAGCUGGACGGGUUCAGCUCCAGCGAGGAGAUCAAGGUCAUAGCUGCCACAAACAGAGUGGACAUCCUGGAUCCGGCCUUGCUCCGCUCCGGCCGAUUGGACAGGAAGAUUGAAUUCCCGAACCCCAACGAGGAGGCCCGGGCAAGAAUCUUGCAGAUUCACUCCAGGAAGAUGAACGUUGGAACUGACGUUAAUUUUGAGGAGUUGGCUCGAUGUACAGACGACUUCAAUGGAGCUCAGUGCAAAGCAGUGUGUGUCGAAGCGGGCAUGAUUGCUUUAAGACGAGGUGCGGUGGAGCUAGCUCACGAAGACUACAUGGAUGGCAUCUUGGAGGUCCAAGCAAAGAAGAAAGCCAACUUGAAUUACUACGCUUAGAGGAACUUACUAAAAAAAAAAAAGGGGGAGGGGGGCGCUAUAACACGGAGAUACUAUAUGCAAGGGUAGAUCCUUGGGGGGGCUAACAAUUUGUUUUUGUCAUCAGAAGACUUUGUGGAUGCCAAAUGUGAUUUGAUCCAGUUGUCUUUGGAGUUUGAGUGCUGUUACUAUUGGUAACAAAGAAAAUGCAUGAAAGCAAAUGAUCCAACAUGUAUGCCUUUAACCCUUUAGUCACUGUAGUGUUCGAAACUGCCCUGCCUACAACAGUCGAAUCUCGUUAGUACAAAAUUCUGGUUAUAACAAAACAAAAAGCCUUAGUCCCGACUGUGCAUUUAUGUGCACAAUGAAUGGGACUGAUGUUCCUCUUAAUACAGAAUUCCAACAAAUAAAAAACAAUUUGGCUAAGCCGAAAAUUCAGCCAGAAUAAUUCCUGGUGAGCACUGCUUUAACUUUUGUUUUCAUCACUUAUACUUUUCUUCAGUGCUAAACAAUUUGGCUAGGUCCGAACGAGUUUGUAUUAACAAGACUCGACUGUACUCACUGUAGCACCUGAAACCACCAGAGCACUCCACAGGUGUAUUGAUUUUU